AUGUCGUCACCGAGCGCUGGGAAACGUCGCAUGGACACAGACGUCAUAAAACUUAUUGAAAGUAAGCAUGAGGUCACAAUACUCGGAGGUCUGAAUGAAUUUUGUGUGAAAUUUUUUGGACCGCCCGGCACUCCAUACGAAGGUGGUGUAUGGCGAGUGAGAGUCCACUUGCCGGACCACUACCCCUUCAAAUCCCCGUCCAUUGGUUUCAUGAACAAAGUGUAUCAUCCUAAUAUUGACGAGGUCUCGGGCACCGUGUGUCUGGACGUCAUUAAUCAGGCUUGGACGGCUUUAUAUGAUCUAUCGAACAUAUUUGAGUCGUUCCUGCCACAACUAUUGACAUAUCCUAAUCCCAUUGAUCCUCUCAAUGGGGACGCAGCUGCCAUGUACCUGCACAAGCCCGAGGAGUACAAGAAAAAAGUAUCAGACUACGUUCGUCGUUUCGCUACUGAGGAGGCACUUUUAGAGAAGGACGCCAUUACAGGCCUCGGGGCCUCGAAGACCCCGAGCGAUUCAGAAUCAUCGAUGUCUGAAUUCAGUGAUGAUGAAGCUCACGAUAUGGAAUUAUAA
Messenger RNA from Danaus chrysippus (African queen), 570 nucleotides. The record is from the annotation of a GenBank genome assembly. NCBI's taxonomy places the organism in Eukaryota, Metazoa, Arthropoda, Insecta, Lepidoptera, Nymphalidae.